AUGACUGAUGUGGUAAAUGUGGUUUCAGGCCAACUCAGUCAGGGCAGAGAUUGGAGCCAGCUCUGGCUCGAGUCGCCUGAACACAAUGACAUGAUUCAGGAGCUUGACAGCAUCAUUGAAGAGGCUGCUGCUAAGCCGCAAGCCGUCACUGGUGAUGGUCGCGAGUUUGCUUGUACGCUUUGGGAGCAAACGGUCUUGGAGCGAGGCCGGUAUUGA
Messenger RNA from Penicillium bovifimosum, 216 nucleotides. Its product is annotated as ABC multidrug transporter. Bases 1 to 216 code for a protein of 71 amino acids. The transcript has a single exon. Lineage: Eukaryota; Fungi; Ascomycota; Eurotiomycetes; Eurotiales; Aspergillaceae. The record is from RefSeq and is a predicted model, not a curated record.